This is a messenger RNA of Platichthys flesus (European flounder), 2868 nucleotides long. RefSeq names its product zinc finger protein 384 b (gene znf384b). The transcript is spliced from 10 exons. Bases 189 to 1988 code for a protein of 599 amino acids. The record is from RefSeq and is a predicted model, not a curated record. Gene Ontology annotation, molecular function: RNA polymerase II cis-regulatory region sequence-specific DNA binding; DNA-binding transcription factor activity, RNA polymerase II-specific. Gene Ontology annotation, biological process: central nervous system development; regulation of transcription by RNA polymerase II. Gene Ontology annotation, cellular component: nucleus. NCBI's taxonomy places the organism in Eukaryota, Metazoa, Chordata, Actinopteri, Pleuronectiformes, Pleuronectidae.
CUUAUCCGGAGGAAGUGAAGCUCAGACGAGGCCGCUGACCGGAGGAGAAAAAAAAAAAACCAAGAGGGGGUAAAAAAAUAAAAAAAACUUGAUCGCUUUGCAGGAAUUUGGAGACGUAAGGAAACCGGGUCCGACGCGUCCCGGCGCACAGGAGUUCCGGGCGGGGAGAGAGACUCAUCGGUUCCGAAAUGAUGGAAGAUUCUCAUUUUAAUUCGUCAUAUUUCUGGUCUCCCAUCCCCACCGUGCCAGGACAGAUUGAAAAUGCCAUGUUCCUGAACAAGGUGAAGGAGCAGCAGGAAAAGAAUGCUUCUUUCCCUCCUUCAUCGGCAUCCCACUACCAGACAGCUCUUCUUACCUUCCCCACUAGUGGGACCAAGACAGAUGGAGGAGGGCAGCUUGGUAGUGUGGCUCACCUCCACCCUCCUCACACCACCCAGAACAUCACAGUGCUGCCGGUCCCCUCCACGGGCAUCAUGACAGCAGCGGGUCUAGUCAUCACGACUCCUCAGGGAACGCUGGUCUCUCCCACCUCGUCCCAGUCGUUUGUCUCCGGUCAUCAGGCAACAACCAUGAUCGUGUCUGCACUCCAUUCUACAGACAAAAAAGAAGGGGACGGGAUGUCCCAUGUGGUUGUGAUGCCAGCGCCCUCGAAACGAGGCAGGAAGAAGAAGGUGACGACGCUGUCCCGGCUCGGCCCUGGAAACGAAACCCUUGUACUGGCACAUCUCACAGCUGGUGGCCAGGUGGCAUCUUUGCAGCAUCACAGUGGAGACCCAUACGACCUAUCAAAUGAAGACGAUUACCAGGGCCCGAAGGACAGCGCUAAGACUUACAGGUGCCGGAUGUGUGCGGCGACCUUCUUCAGUAAGUCUGAUAUGCAGAUCCACUCCAAGUCGCACACAGAGGCCAAACCUCACAAGUGUCCUCACUGCGCCAAGUCAUUCGCCAACUCCAGCUACCUGGCCCAGCACAUCCGCAUCCACAGCGGGGCCAAGCCUUACACCUGCUCCUACUGCCAGAAAUCUUUCAGGCAGCUCAGUCAUUUACAGCAGCACACACGGAAUCACACAGAGUCAAAGCCUCACAAGUGUCACCAUUGUACCAAGUCUUUUGCCAACUCUAGCUACCUGGCCCAGCACAUCCGUAUCCACACCGGAGUGAAACCCUACACCUGCUCCUUCUGUCAAAAGUGCUUCAGACAGCUCAGUCACCUUCAGCAACACAACAGGAUUCACACCGGAGAUCGACCGUACAAGUGCACUCAACCAGGCUGUGAGAAGUCCUUCACGCAACUCUCAAAUUUACAGUCCCACCGACGUCAGCACAACAAAGACAAGCCCUACAAAUGCACCAACUGCAAUAAAGGAUACAUAGAUGCGGCGAGCCUGGAGGUGCACAUGUCCACACACACUGUCAAACACGCCCGGAUCUACUCCUGUGGUCUCUGCAACCGCACUUAUACCUCAGUAAGACACCUUUCUGAAGAUAAUUUCUACAUGAAACACUAUGAAUCCUGUCACUGGCAUCAGACACCUGGCAGCUACUUUACACUGUGUAGUCAUGUGUACACUGUUUCUCCUCUACCUCUCCUCCCCUCAUCUCAGGAGACGUAUCUGGUGAAACACAUGGAGAAACACAACCCGGACCAGUUGACCGCAUCGGCAGUCGUGGCAGCACAGUCGGCACAACAGAACCAGAACCAGGGCCAGGCUGGAGCUCAGAGUCGGGUAGACAGCGCAGAUGGGGGAUCGAGCCGCUCUGGGGGAGCUGGAAGCGGAAGAGCGGGUGGAGGCCAGCAGGGACUGAGCCAGAGUAACUACCCUCAGACAGAAAACAUCCCCUGUCCGUUUGACCUUCACCAGUAUAAGACAGUGUCUGCCAGUGACCUCCAGUACAAACCAGUCAGCGUGGCUGACAUUACUUCUCACAAGGACUUAUGUCUCACUGUGUCAGCAUCCACCAUUCAAGUAGAGCACCUCAACUCUUAGAGGUGAUGAAACAAGGGAGUGUGGGAGAUGUGGAAAUUAGAAUGAUUCAAAAAUGCAAGAAAUGGAGGAUGGCGAGUCAAAGGAUCAAAGCAAUACUAAGAUGAAACAAGAACUUUUGGUCAUGUGACUGUGCCUGAAAGAUGGCUUAAGGCAGACAGGACACAUUAUAAUUGGGACACAGAAUACGGGAGGCUAUAAUUUUGAUUUAUUUUUUUAGUUUGUCUCUUAUUUUCUUUCUGCCUUGAUUGAUUUGUUUUCAUUUUGCUUAGCCGCCCUGUCUUAGUAUAAAGUGCAUGUAAAAGCUGCAAUAAAGUAUGAUUCAGUCCAUCACAGUGAUGGUUUUACAAUAGGAAGGGAGUCAAAGAAACAGUUCCUCUGUUGUUUUAUCACCUCCUGCUCUUCCCUACAAACACAGCUUUGGCCAUAGCAGUUUAUGGUCUCUCUGUUGAUGAAACUGGCAGUUAACUGUGAAAGUAAAUUUUUAUACUUUCAUACAGUCCUUACAGUUUUUACUCUGUGUGACCUGAAAAGGGAUUUAGAGGUUAUUUCUUUUUAAGGAAAGAAGAUAUCAAUCAUGUGUAUGUAUAUAUAUACACACUACCAGUUUAUAAAUAUUGAUUCUGGGAUUAAAUCCAUUGAACCUUUUCAGACCUACUGGCAGGCCUUCACAUGACAUUCAGGGGAGCAAUGCGCCAGUUCACGUUUCAUGUUAUCCUAUUGUACUGCUUUGUGUGUAUGUCCUAAAAGUUAUGUUACAAACAUGUGUACUUGCUAUUAUACUACCACAAUAACAUUUAUAAUACUUCUUUAUAGACAUACUGACACAUCUGAAGUUUAUGGGGAUUUUCUGCUUUUAAUACAAUAAACCCUCUGAAAUUUU